This is a messenger RNA of Solanum dulcamara, 1476 nucleotides long. RefSeq names its product biotin synthase, mitochondrial. The transcript has 6 exons. Gene Ontology annotation, cellular component: mitochondrion. Gene Ontology annotation, molecular function: biotin synthase activity; 2 iron, 2 sulfur cluster binding. Lineage: Eukaryota; Viridiplantae; Streptophyta; Magnoliopsida; Solanales; Solanaceae. The coding region runs from base 219 to 1349 and encodes 376 amino acids. The record is from RefSeq and is a predicted model, not a curated record. Gene Ontology annotation, biological process: biotin biosynthetic process.
CACAACAAAAGAUGCACAAGGUACACCACCUUGUAACUAAACUCCACUAAUCCAUUGUAUUAAAAUCAGUUGAGGAACAGCGGAACUUCCAAAGCAGCAGCAAAUAGCAAUUGAAAGCUGCGCUGCUUCACCUCUGUGCUUAUGCAAAUCCGGCCAUUUCUGUGUAUCUAUAUAUAUACAUACAUAUAAUAUAUAUAUAGAGAGAGAAGGUGUAAAGGAUGAUGUGGGUUCGAUCGAUUCGGCGGCCAUUAUCAUCGUUGAUUCUACUUCAGUCGCGCGCCCCGAAUUAUUCCUCAUUGUCAGUUUCAGCAGCUGCAGUAGAAGCAGAACGAUGUAUUAAGGAAGGCCCGAGAAAUAACUGGACUAGAGAUGAAAUCAAGUCUAUUUACGAUUCACCGCUUCUCGAUCUCCUCUUUCAUGGAGCUCAAGUACAUAGACAUUCUCAUAACUUUAGAGAAGUACAACAGUGUACUUUGCUGUCUAUUAAGACAGGAGGCUGCAGUGAAGACUGUUCAUAUUGUCCUCAAUCAUCUAGAUACAACACAGGACUGAAAGCACAGAAACUUAUGAAUAAGGAUGCCGUUCUGGAAGCUGCAAGAAAGGCAAAAGAGGGAGGUAGCACUCGUUUUUGUAUGGGUGCCGCAUGGAGGGAUACAAUAGGAAGGAAAACCAAUAUGAACCAGAUCGUCGAGUAUGUGAAGGAAAUAAGGGACAUGGGAAUGGAGGUUUGCUGCACCUUGGGAAUGCUUGAGAAGCAACAAGCUGUCGAGCUCAAGAAAGCAGGUCUUACAGCAUACAAUCACAAUCUUGACACCUCAAGAGAAUACUACCCUAAUAUUAUAACCACUAGAACUUAUGAUGAGCGGCUGGAAACACUGAAGCAUGUACGUGAAGCAGGAAUUAAUGUGUGUUCAGGUGGAAUAAUAGGGCUUGGUGAGGCUGAAGAGGAUAGAAUUGGUUUGUUGCAUACCCUGUCAACUCUUCCAACUCACCCUGAGAGUGUGCCGAUUAAUGCACUUAUUGCAGUAAAAGGCACACCACUGGAAGACCAGAAGCCAGUGGACAUAUGGGAUAUGAUUCGGAUGAUUUCGACAGCAAGAAUAACAAUGCCAAGCGCAAUGGUUAGGCUUUCUGCAGGAAGAGUUCGGUUUUCUGUCCCCGAGCAGGCUCUUUGUUUCCUUGCUGGUGCCAAUUCCAUAUUUACAGGUGAGAAGUUGUUGACUACACCGAAUAAUGACUAUGAUGCUGAUCAGAAUAUGUUCAAAUUACUUGGACUUGUUCCUAAAGCUCCAAAUUUCUCUGAGGAUGAAAAAGAUUCUGAGGAUGAAAAGAUGGAAGCAUCUGUUUAGUUUAGUUUUGUUCAUUCUGAGAUGUCUAGGUAAUCCUUCAGGGAUCUUUUACCUAAACGUAUGACUCCUCAUGAAAUUUUACCAUGAAUCUAAGUUUUUAAUAUACCAUGUUAAUGUUAUUUGCUGA